Messenger RNA from Panicum virgatum (switchgrass), 1463 nucleotides. Its product is annotated as SEC14-like protein 5. Bases 184 to 1170 code for a protein of 328 amino acids. The record is from RefSeq and is a predicted model, not a curated record. The transcript is spliced from 11 exons. Lineage: Eukaryota; Viridiplantae; Streptophyta; Magnoliopsida; Poales; Poaceae.
ACUGAGUCUGAAACGGAAGCAAAGGCGCCGCCCGCGGGAGCACACAACCGGGGGGAACAAAUACACCUCUGGACUCUCGGGGGGCCUCCCUCCGACCGCCGACUGAAUCUACCUCGCUUCGCGCCUCCGGUUCCGCGCCGGGCCCGCCAGAAUCGGAGCUCGGGAUCGCCUCGGCCCGUGGCAAUGGGAGCUGACUGCGAGGACGCCGUCAAGCAGCUCAGCAGCCUCAUGGAGCAAGUGGAGGCGCCGCUGAAGAGAUCGUUUCAGAAUGUGCACCAGGGUUAUCCCAAAGAAACAUUGAUGCGUUUCCUAAGGGCUAGAGAGUGGAACGUAUCUAAGGCUCAUAAAAUGAUUGUAGAUUCUUUGAAUUGGAGGAUUCAAAAUGAAAUUGAUAGCGUGCUGGAGAGACCUAUAGUCCCAGUAGAUUUAUACAGAUCAAUACGUGAUUCACAACUUGUUGGCCUAUCAGGAUACACAAAGGAGGGUCUCCCGGUUUUUGCCAUUGGUGUUGGACAUAGCACAUAUGACAAAGCUUCAGUCCACUACUACGUGCAAUCUCAUAUCCAAAUUAAUGAGUACCGUGAUCGUAUACUUUUGCCUAGGUUGUCCCAACAGUUUGGGCGCCCUGUUACCAGCUGUAUAAAAGUUCUGGAUAUGACUGGUUUGAAGCUAUCAGCACUGAGCCAAAUAAAGAUGUUGACUUCCAUAUCGACAGUUGAUGAUCUGAAUUACCCUGAAAAGACAGAGACCUAUUAUGUAGUUAAUGUUCCAUACAUAUUUUCUGCUUGUUGGAAGGUUGUGAAGCCCUUAUUGCAGGAGAGGACCAAGAAGAAGGUUAAAGUUUUGAGUGGCUGUGGGAGAGAUGAACUUCUAAAGAUCAUGGACUAUUCAUCACUGCCCCAUUUCUGCCGCCGGGAGGGCUCUGGAUCAUCGAAGCACUCUUCACCGGACGUUGACAAUUGCUUCUCCCUUGACCAUCCUUUCCACAAAGAACUUUACGGCCACAUCAAGGAGCAAGCGUCACACCGGGAGCUCAUCAAGAUGGGAUCGUUGCACGUCAGCAUUCCCGAGCCCGAUCUGAACGAAGCCAAGAUCGUCGAGGUCAUCCAGGCCGAGUUCCAGAAGAUCGGCGAGCAGGACGAGAUCACCACCAACGGCCACAAGGAUUAGCAUGUGGCCGGGGCCGCCGGUGUCCUCUGAUGAAACUGGCAAUCGUCGGUCAUCCCGCAUUUCAGUUGACGGUCCCCAGUCGCCUGGGGAAUAUAGUAGCAAAGCCUUGCGCCUCCAUUGGUGCAGGCCCGAGUUUAUAGUUGGAGAGGCUGAGAGAUAAACAAGUGGGUGUAUAUUGGAUGGACGUGGAGCCAUAAACACACCUUUUUGUUAGUGUAACCGCAAGAUGGUAUAUGGGAGGAAAUCCAUGGAAGUGCCUUCUGCGCACUUUUGCAUAUGCGUCGGUUUUUCAA